Molecule: messenger RNA, 755 nt
Organism: Epinephelus moara (kelp grouper)
Lineage: Eukaryota; Metazoa; Chordata; Actinopteri; Perciformes; Serranidae
Product: protein Bouncer-like
Exons: 2
Coding region: 61-570 (169 amino acids)
Source: RefSeq, a predicted model, not a curated record
UGGAGGUUCCUCAGGUUGACACGUCUUCAAACGCUCUUGGGUUUUUUUACAUACAGGAGGAUGGGAUCACAAAGAAAGAGCAGUCUGGACGUCUUUUUGUUGGGACCACACUGGUUCCUGACCUCCAUCCUGUUGGCCACAGCUCUGGUUCUACCUGCUCUGAGCCUCGACGGCCUGCUGUGUCACUACUGUCCCCUGCAGCACAAAGGCAAGUCCUGCUCCAACCUCACCAGCGAGUGUCUGCCUAAUCAGCGCUGCACCAGUUCCAGAGGACACUACGGCUCCUUCCACAUUCUGUCUGCUCAGGGUUGCGUGGACACUGAACUCUGUGGCUCUUAUGAAAUCAUCUCUUAUCGAGGGGUCAAGUUCAACGUCAGCCACACCUGCUGCUGCAGAGACAACUGUAACAGCCGACCAAAGUCUGACACCAAUCUGAAGACGCUGCUGGGGAUGAUCACAGACAAGAUAGAGCACAAUCACAUAAAUGAUGUUCUUAGAGAGGAGUCUUUGGAUUCAUGUGCAAAUUACACAUCGUCAGGGAGCUCAACAUUACCUGCCACUGCAUCAUAAGUGCUUAGAGACAGCUGGGGAGAGGCCUGUUGGCCAUAGGCACUCACCCAAAUCUCCAAAAGGACACUAACAUUUGUCUGUGAUUAUCAGUAUUUUUCUAAAUGAGAAACAAAAUGCAUGAGUGUUUUGAGAUUACAUUUUAGCUCCAGAGAGAAAAGGUGGACUUGUCAGCCAUCCUCCUGGUG